AGUUAAAUACUGGUGCUCUCUCACUCACCACAUACAGGCGGAAAUCUAUUCAAAUUAAUAAGAGUUGUUUUUUCAAAAGUUCACUGCGAGGAUUUAUCAUUCUAAAUUUAUAUAUUUGAAUAAAUACUCAUUAUCUUGAACGUUUAUAAACAGAAGAAUGGAUAGUUGACAUGUGUAGUUGAUUAUUUUCACUUCAAAUCUGUACUUGGAUUAGUUACUGGCUAUAAAUUAGUGAUUUACACAGUUAUUACACUGUUACUGACUUCAUUCUCAAAUAAAUUUAGAUACCUAGGAGUAAUUUUCAUCGAGAAUGAGUGAAUUGAACUCAGGCAGGAAGCUGAUCAAUUCAGCCAACUCGUGUGUGGAGGAUGCAUUCAUUGGCAUAAAGGCAGCGUAUCCUCGACUCAGUGUUAAUCCGGAGUUGAAGAUAGCAAUGAGAUGUCCUGAGUUUGAAGAAGACAGUAAAUUUGUGGGAAUCGUAUCAGGCGGAGGAUCCGGACAUGAGCCGUUUUCAGCAGGAUUCAUUGGAAGAGGCAUGCUGAAUGGUAUAGUGGCUGGUAGUGUAUUCACUUCUCCACCAGCAUCGACUUGUCUUACGGCCAUUCAUAAUGUGGCCGAACAUUUCAAAGGAGGUGUGUUAGUGCUGAUACCGAAUUACACUGGUGACGUAUUAAACUUCGGCCAGGCAGUGGAAAUGGCCAAGGACAUGGGCCACAAUGUUGAAAGUGUAAUAGUUGGAGAGGAUUGUGCAUUGCUGGAAAAAGGCGUUGACAACACUGUUACAGGGAGAAGGGGGCUUUGUGGGCAACUGUUUUGUUUCAAGAUUGCAGGAGCCCUUGCUGAUAGUGGCAGCAAAUUGGUCGACAUCGCAAAGGAAUGCCAUGAAGUAGUGUGUAACAUGGCCACUUUCGGCCUGUGUUCCGCUCCAUGCACCCUGCCUGGCUCCUCGACUCCUCUCUUCAAAUUAUCAGCUGAUCAAAUCGAACUUGGAGUGGGCAUCCAUGGGGAGGCUGGGGUUGAGAAGCUUCCUUUUUGCAGUGCCAAUGAGGCUGCUAGGAUCCUAUUGGACAAGAUAAUCGAGUCAAUACCGUUGAAGAAAGGAGAUAAAGUCUGUGCAAUUGUGAAUAAUCUUGGAUCCACCACUACACUGGAAUGUCACAUACUUGCUGGAGAGCUGAACAAACAAUUAGAAAAUAGAGAUAUACAAGUUGAAAGAAUGUACGUUGGAACAUUGGUGACAUCACUGGAUAUGGCUGGAGUACAGUUCAGUCUGCUGAAAACAACAGACAAGCCGCAUUGGGUGAGUCUGCUUGAUAGUGAGACGGAGGCUGCAGCCUGGCCUGGUUGUCGCCUAUCUUUUGGGGAGAGCGCUGUCCACGUUCAAGACCCUAAUCUUUUGGCAAUCGAGUUGACAGGGCCGACAUUUGGAGAGCAGGAUGCAGAACUGUUGAAGCAGUGUUUGAAAGCAGUUUGCCGAGAACUGAUCGAAGCAGAGGAAAGGCUGAAUCAGCUGGACAGCGGCUGUGGCGACGGAGAUUGUGGAACUACUUUCCGGCAACUUGCUGAUGCGAUCCUGAAAAAUGUGGAUAACCUGGCGCUACGGAGACCAGUCACCUGUUUUGUAGAGUUGGCCAACAUUGCGUCACAGACCAUGGGGGGCACUUCUGGUGCUAUCUACAGCCUCCUACUGAGGGGGGCCUCUAGGCACCUCCUCGAUUGGGACAAAGCCUGGACCGAAGCAGUCAGUACGGUCACCAAGUAUUCAACAGCAAAGAUUGGCUAUAGAACUAUGUUGGACGCGUUGAUACCAGCAUUGAAUGAGUUCAAGAAGAGGUCUGAAUCCGACGGAUGGCUGACGGCUCUCAAGUUUGCCGUAGAAAAAGCACAAGUCGGCUGUGAUUCCACAAAGAAUAUGGUCGCUAGGUGUGGCCGUGCAAGUUAUGUUGAUAGAUCAUACUUGAAAGAUGUAGAUGCUGGAGCUUAUGCAGUAACGGUUUGCUUGCGUGCCAUCUAUAUUGAACUUCAGAAAAAUAUUGUCAUUUGAUAAAUGUGCAUUGUUCUCUAUCUAUGAAUCUUUUUGAUACUAUAUUAUUAUGAAUAACUAUAUUUUUAAAUUUUAUGUACUUGUUAAGAGGUGAAAAAAUGCAAUAAAUAUCUCAUGUCAAUAAAAUAUUAUAUUGUUAUAAAAA
Messenger RNA from Nilaparvata lugens (brown planthopper), 2189 nucleotides. RefSeq names its product triokinase/FMN cyclase. Gene Ontology annotation, biological process: glycerol catabolic process. NCBI's taxonomy places the organism in Eukaryota, Metazoa, Arthropoda, Insecta, Hemiptera, Delphacidae. Gene Ontology annotation, cellular component: cytosol. Gene Ontology annotation, molecular function: glycerone kinase activity. Bases 311 to 2044 code for a protein of 577 amino acids. The record is from RefSeq and is a predicted model, not a curated record. The transcript is spliced from 13 exons.